GUGCUGAGGGCAGCCCAGGAGAAGGCCGGGAAGAUGGCGGCCUCCUGGAGGCUAGGCCGUGACCCGCGCCUGCUGCGUUGCCUUUUGGGCUUUGGCAGUCGCAGAAGCCCAGAGCUGGUUAAGGGGGCUGCUAGGUGGUCUGUCGGCCGUGGAGCUAGUUGGAGAUGGUUUCACAGUACGCAGUGGCUGCGGGCUGAUCCUAUUAAGAUACUCAUGCCAUCACUGUCUCCUACAAUGGAAGAAGGGAACAUUGUGAAAUGGCUAAAAAAGGAGGGUGAAGCUGUGAGUGCUGGAGAUGCCUUAUGUGAAAUAGAGACUGACAAAGCUGUGGUAACCUUAGAUGCAAGUGAUGAUGGCAUCUUGGCCAAAAUAGUGGUGGCGGAAGGAUCUAAAAAUAUACGGUUGGGUUCACUGAUUGGUUUGCUAGUUGAAGAAGGAGAAGAUUGGAAACAUGUUGAAAUUCCUAAAGAUACAGGUCCUCCACCACCAGCUGUAAAACCAUCAGUGCCUCCCCCCUCACCAGAACCACAGAUUGCUACCCCUGCCAAGAAGGAACACCCACCAGGAAAACUGCAGUUCCGUUUAAGUCCAGCUGCCCGCAAUAUUCUGGAAAAGCACGCACUGGAUGCUAACCAGGGCACAGCCACUGGCCCUCGGGGGAUAUUCACUAAAGAGGAUGCUCUCAGACUGGUCCAGUUGAAACAGACGGGCAAGAUCACUGAACCCAAACCCACCCCAGCCCUGCCAGCCGCUCCCACAGCGCCUUUGCCCCCACAGGCUGCAGCCACACCAUCUUAUCCCCGGCCAAUGAUCCCUCCUGUAUCCACUCCCGGACAACCUAAUGUAGAGGGCACAUUCACUGAAAUCCCAGCUAGCAAUAUUAGAAGGGUUAUUGCCAAGAGAUUAACUGAAUCUAAAAGUACUAUACCUCAUGCAUAUGCUACUACUGAUUGUGACCUUGGAGCUGUCCUAAAAGCUAGACAAAAUCUGGUCAGAGAUGACAUUAAAGUAUCAGUAAACGAUUUUAUCAUCAAGGCAGCAGCUGUUACACUUAAACAAAUGCCUAGUGUUAAUGCAAGCUGGGAUGGAGAGGGUGCAAAGCAACUGCCCUGUGUUGACAUUUCAGUGGCUGUGGCGACAGAUAGAGGUCUAAUUACACCAGUCAUAAAAGAUGCUGCUGCUAAGGGUCUACAGGAGAUUGCUGACUCUGUAAAGGCUCUAUCAAAGAAAGCCAGAGAUGGAAAAUUGUUACCUGAAGAAUACCAAGGAGGAUCUUUUAGUAUUUCCAACUUGGGGAUGUUUGGCAUCGAUGAAUUUACUGCCGUGAUCAACCCUCCUCAGGCCUGCAUUUUGGCGGUAGGGAGAUUCCGACCUGUGCUGAAGCUCACUCAAGAUGAAGAGGGGAAUGCCCAGCUGCGGCAGCGUCAGCUCAUAACGGUCACCAUGUCCAGUGACAGCCGGGUGGUAGACGAUGAACUGGCCACCAGGUUUCUGGAAAGUUUUAAAGCAAACCUGGAGAAUCCUCUCCGACUUGCCUGAUCCUCAAAGAUAAGAAGUUGGUCUUUGGCUUAGUUAAUUGUUUUGCUGUUACUGAGAAACAUACACUAUAGGAAAACAAGUAGGUAUUUAAGUAUGGAGUGGGUGAAAUGUGUAUUUAUUUAAGGUGAAAGGGUUUGACCUGCGUUGCCUUCAUUUUCAUUUGGAUUUGAUGUUAUGGAAGUAAAUAAUAAACUGUAACUAAAAGAAGAGUGAGAACAUUUGGUUAGUCAGAUGCAUCGUUAGUUUAACCACUGGUGCUGUACUAAAGGGAUGUUAAGCUAGAUGUGAAUUAAAUUAGAUGUUUGGCUCAGUGGAGCAUUUUAGGAUAUUUGAGGAUGUAUGAUAAACUGUAAAAUCAAAAAAUUUUAGAACUCUACUUGUGUUGGAAUUAGAAGUGGUCUUCAAAGAGAUACCCAUUAUUGUAUCAGUGGGACCUCACUUUUACAAGCACUGCUCUAGAUAUACUUGAACAAUUUAAUAUGUACAGAUGUUUAUUCUGGAUACUAGUAAAUAAAUAAGAAUCACACUGCAUUAGGGGUUGUGGCAACAUUAUUGAAUUUUUUAUGUAUAUAAAGCCAUAUGUUUUAAAGUGGUUUUUAUCAGUCUUAUUUUACACUUCCAUGACACUGUGAACUUAAAGAAGAAGAAUUUUUUUUAAAAUUAAUGAUGAAAAAAGAAACCAAAAUAUUUGUUUUGAUAAUGAAUUAUAGUUAAAAUAUCUAAAACUUUAGAAAUAAACUGCUCGCUUACCUUCAUACUGAGUUGGAAUAUAUUAAAUCAUGUAAUUUCCUGCCAAACAUUUUAAUU
This is a messenger RNA of Budorcas taxicolor (takin), 2346 nucleotides long. It is a transcript of the gene PDHX, whose product is annotated as pyruvate dehydrogenase complex component X. Lineage: Eukaryota; Metazoa; Chordata; Mammalia; Artiodactyla; Bovidae. The record is from RefSeq and is a predicted model, not a curated record. Gene Ontology annotation, molecular function: acyltransferase activity. The transcript has 11 exons. Bases 34 to 1539 code for a protein of 501 amino acids. Gene Ontology annotation, biological process: pyruvate decarboxylation to acetyl-CoA. Gene Ontology annotation, cellular component: pyruvate dehydrogenase complex; mitochondrion.